CUUCUUCUCCCACCUGCAACCUCGUCAAGCUGCCAACGCCCCCCCACCCUCCUUCACGACCGUGGCAGGGCUCUGCCGCCGAUCUAGCUACCGAUCCUCUGUUAUAUCAAGGCGUGAGUUGAGGGGCUCCUGAUCUGGAAGGAUUGUACCUCGACAUCUUCGGUACGCGGUUGGGUGAGCCAUGGCGCUCGAGGCUCCAUUGAGGUCGUCCACCGGAAGCAUUAUAUCGUCGUAUUCCCCGCUUGGGGAUAUGUCUAUCCCGUCACCCGACUCCCCUGCAAUCCACCCUCAAUAUAUUGCCAUGUCAGCCAGUGGCUCCGAUAGCCAGUCUCUCCGCCCCAGUUGGCCUAUAAGACCUCAGUCUUCCCACCUCAUGAGCCCAGGCAGUGACCUCGUCGGUCCAUCCCCUGUCACCUCGAACGGUACGGAGACGACUGAGAUCGAGGAUGAAUUCCAGGAGGAGACCGCUCAACAAGACGAUAGCCCGGCUCCCCAAACUCAUCGCAUGAUGCUACGGACCAACAUCCCCGACCAUGUCCGUAAAAGCCUGAGUGAAGAGGUCAUCUCUGUGAUCCACGCUCCGCAGAGCUUCCAGAACUGGAAGUCUCACGACACCCAGUCCAGGGGCACGGCCUCCAGUACGGAACCGAGUGUGGAUGGCACAGUUAGGGGCAAAAUCAGCCCUCCGCCCAGUGAGAACUCUUCUAGGGCUAAGUCACCUCCUAGCAGAGAGCCGCCUCCGAUUGAAACGGACGUACACCCCGUCAGGUUCAGCAUUGAAUCCGCAACGCCGCUGGCCCAGAACCUACAAGACAUUCUGAGCGACCCAUCGAGGAUGCGGUCCAGCAGCGCAAGCAGUCUUGAAUUGAUACCCGAAAGCAGAGAAGGCGAACUUGAAGAAGAUGAUGAGGAUGCGGCCGAAGACGAGGAACUCACCUCGCCAGGCUUUAUAGAAGACGAUGCCGAGAUCAAGGCCCUUAGAACGGCCCUAGAGGAAUGCUGGACGCUCUGCAACACCCUUGCAAGUCUGAGCUCUAUCCACCGCGUACGGGUUUUCAACAGCUCAGGGACUCCGGAUGCCCACGAGAAGGCCUGGAAGAGCUGUUGGAAACUCUGCAAGAGACUCUACAACAGCCAGGACGACAGCUCCGAGUCCUUCCACGUCCGUACGAAUCUUGAUCUGUGCCGGGAUUUCUGCCACGCCCUAUUUGACGUUCGCCAGCGGAAUCACGAUGUCGCUGAUUCCGUCCUGCGAGUCAGCUUUGAGCUAAACAACCAUUUAUACAGUGCCCAGGACAGCCGAAAUCUCCCCGAGGCGUUCCGGGAGAGGACCCUCGACUUCUACAUCACACUAUGCCAUCGAUUGAUGAAGCAGCGCAGCGACUUGGCCGAAGAGACGGACUCGCUUCUGCGCGCUUGCUGGACACUCGCCGAGAUGCUGUUCAGCUUACGGCAGAACAGGAGAGACGGCAAGGCCCCGGACGAGGAGCUUCUGGGCUCAGCCGUGCAGGCGUGCUGGGAUCUCUGCGACAUCUUCAGGGAGGGCUGGACUCAAGUCAGGCCAGAUAGGGGCACACCAAGACCAAGCCAAGUAACCUUUAAUGGAGGCUUCGGCAUCGUUUCCGACGCUCGGUCAAACGCAGGGAGCCGGUCGUCUCUUCACUCGAAACGAGACAGUCUCCGGGGCCUAUCCGAUGCCGAUAGACCCCGAAAGGCACAAGCAAUCAUCCCUGAGACGCCGGUGACCGAGUUCGAGGACACACCCAUCUCCCCAAGUUCGAGCCCACAGGUGCCGAAUAUACUCGUCCUAGGGACACACCCCGAGAUGCGGAGCCAGUCCGGUGGCCGCUGGUCAAGCAGCGCGUCGAAUCUGUCGGGUUAUUCGCAGAGCAGCGCCAAGACUUCCAGCACGGCGACAACGACGGCCCCAUCUGAAGACGUCAACAUGACCCGCAUCAAGGUCCUGAUCCUGAAGGCGGCCAUGAAUAUCGGCUUCAGCCGGGAUACAGCUGCGUCCGACGGGCUAGGAGGCGCCACCUCACUACAGACCUUUGUCAAGAGCCUGCCUACGGGGUCCUUUGGCUCCCUUCCGAGCCACGCCACGCUCCUGCAGAACUACAAGAGCCUGGUGCUUGCAGACUCGACCUUCCGCACAUCGGCCACACUGCCAGUGCGGGGGAAGCGCAUCAACGCCGCCGACGUGGCGAAGAGCGUGGUGUGGAUGACGCUCCGCACCAGCCAGUACGCAUUCCUGAGGGACCUGUUCAAGCUCGUGUUCGGCUUCCAAGUCGAGGAUGCCGAGACGAGGAAGAACGUCACCAUUGCUGUCUAAUCGACUCUCGGCCGCCUUUGGAAUGGCCUUCGGCGUCGUCCCUAGUGGCCUCGAUUUCCCACCUAGUCGAGCAUGCUUCCCCUGAUUAACGGGACUGAACUUACAACGAAGCUGCGUCAACCACAACAUAUAUCACACUAUCUAUUAUAAGCGUUUUUCUGCGUUUUUCUUGUGUCCGCCCAACGUUUGGAUCCAAUGACGCCGGUGGGGA
Molecule: messenger RNA, 2543 nt
Organism: Phialemonium atrogriseum
Lineage: Eukaryota; Fungi; Ascomycota; Sordariomycetes; Cephalothecales; Cephalothecaceae
Exons: 7
Coding region: 182-2332 (716 amino acids)
Source: RefSeq, a predicted model, not a curated record